AUGCAUAGUGAAACUGUAACGAAUGUAAUUGAAGUGGAAAAUCAUAGGAAGGUCGCCCUUGAUUGCCAGCUUGCUAGCAGGAUAAUGGUUUUUUGUUACAAGGCAAACCCUGAAGCUGCACCAUUUCGGUCAAAGGAACUCCUGUUCUUUAACAAACAGAAUAUCAUCUAUGCUGGAAUAGUAGUUACCGGAGAAACAGAACUUCCUACAAGGCGUCGGAAGGAUGAUUAUGGUUCGACCACCUCUCUCUUCCACCUAAAAGAGCUAGGAGGCUGGACUCCUAAUAGAAGGACUGAGCAUCAAUACGAUGUAGUUGAAUCAAGGAGCACUAUAACGGGCCCAUAUUCUUCGGCCAAUUAUAUUAUUGGGGAAUGCAUCAAGUGCUUGGAUGAGAUAAAAGAAAUAGACCAAGGAGGUGAAGGAGGUGACAUCUGCUUAUUUGCAUUAGACAUGUUCCUGAAGAAUGAAUACCGAGAAAUUUUCCUCGAUCUAAAAAUGCCUAGAGUAAGGAUUGCAUGGUUGCAAUGGCUGCAAUCAGUUGGUCCAACUUUGUCUUUGCAUUAA
Messenger RNA from Ilex paraguariensis (yerba mate), 564 nucleotides. NCBI's taxonomy places the organism in Eukaryota, Viridiplantae, Streptophyta, Magnoliopsida, Aquifoliales, Aquifoliaceae. The record is from the annotation of a GenBank genome assembly.